Molecule: messenger RNA, 1830 nt
Organism: Phytophthora infestans T30-4
Lineage: Eukaryota; Oomycota; Peronosporomycetes; Peronosporales; Peronosporaceae
Exons: 5
Coding region: 1-1830 (609 amino acids)
Molecular function (GO): zinc ion binding; RNA binding
Source: RefSeq, a predicted model, not a curated record
AUGGCGUACGUCGGUGAGGAAGCGACCAUCGUGCUGUCGGGUAUCGGCACCGAGCUGUCCGAUGGGAUGCUCAUGAACAUGUACCGCACUUACGGCCCCAUCGUGCGCGUCCGACACAACGGAACCAACUCUGCUCAAGUGGUUUUUGCGCAGAAGCAGCACGCAGAGAGAGCAGUAGAGGCAACGAAUGACGCUGUAGUGUACGGUAAAACGCUCAAAGUGUCGCUACAGCGCAAAUUUAAGAAAACGACGGAGCCAUGUCGCGGCUUCGCUGCUGGGAUCUGCCGCAAGGGCGACAUGUGCAAGUAUUACCACCCGGCCGCUGUACCUUCGGACGUUCAAGGGGUCCCAUCCACGCAGCUUUGUCGUCACUUUACGCGUGGAUUUUGUGCGCAAGGCUCGGCAUGCACGUUUGCACACGUGCUAGGCGUGGCCAAGGACGCUGCAGAAGCAGAAAGUGAACAAAGCGAAGAUACGCGCAUCUGUGUCGAGUGCGAGAAGCCUGAUGUUGCUGUGUGGAAGUGUUCAAAGUGUGAUAACUCGCUUUACUGCGACGACUGCAACUCGGCUGUGCAUCGCGCUCGUGUGAUGGCUAAGCACAAGCGCACAAAACUGCCUCCCAUCCCCACGCUGCCUCGUUGUGGCGAGUGCGAGGCCUCUACUGCCAGUGUGCGAUGUGAGCAGUGUGAGGUACCGUUCUGCGUCUCAUGCGACGCCAGUGUGCACAAGUUUAAAAGCUUGCGGAAACACACUCGCGUCAAACUGGCAGGCAAAGUUGAGAAGGCAAAGGCCACUAAAAAGGCCAAGGAAGAGCCAAAGGCUACGAAAGCCAAAGAGACGAAGAAAAAAGAGAAAGCGGUGGAGUCGGCGUCACGACCCAAGGUCGUCGACCCCGUACCGUACGUCGAGAGCGUCCCGCAACUCGAGUUUUCUUCGGAGUCGUCCGAGUCUGAGGACGAGGAGAUGCAGCCGCCUACUACACAGAGUACAGAUAACGAUGAACCCAUGGCCGACGCGUCUGAAACGGAGUCCGAGGAGGAUUUUGACGAUGUCAAACCGCAGGCUUCAGCCCCUGUGGCCCCUACUCCUGCUGUCAAAGAACAAGCCUCCAAUUCUUCCGACUCGGAGGCUGAAGAGAAUUUCGACGACAAACCUGCCGAUAAACCAACGCCGUCACCUGCUUCAGUUCCGAAGAUGGAGUUGUCGUCCGAUUCCGACAGCUCCGACGAUGAGGCUUCAGAACCGACCCCAGCACCAACGCCUACCGCCAAGGCAGACUCCACGCCAGCACCAACUCGUACGCCAACGUUAGCUGAAUUAUCUUCCGAAUCCGACAGCGACUCGGACGAUGAAGCUCUAGCCAAGAAACUUACUGUGAAGCAGGCGAAGAAACCAGAACCCAAGACUCCUACAAAAUCACCCGUGGCCAAGACUAAGCCGGCCGCUUCAUCAUCUUCCUCGUCUUCCUCGAGCUCAGACUCCUCAGACUCUGAAGAUGAAGCUCCUGCUAAACCUGCCAAGCCUACACCAGCACCUCGUGCACGCAACCACAAGGCAGGAGGCAUCUCAGAAGGCAGUUCGCAUACUUUGGUCAAGAAGAUUGAGGGUUUCGGUAACUCAGGUGAAGGCAACGAGCUGCACCUGGACGCCAACCUGAAUGGCUUCGAGCGUCUACUAGCACACGAUUGUGCCGAGCGCCUUGGCCUCGCACACGAGAGCAUCGGCUCUGGUCUGGAGCGUCAUAUCAUUAUCUCCCGUCAUGGAGCGAAGCGUCCUGCAGCGAGUUCUGGCCAAUCUCACAAGACCAAGAAGAGUAAGCAUCGUCACUAA